UUGAGUGAACACAAACUUAUUUUUGAACUCUCCUUGUCCGCAGAAGAAGCUACCAGUCCAGAAGGCGGCGUGAAGGAACGGGGCGAGCGCGGGGAGGGGCAGGACUUGGGCGAGGCGUCCCGCACUGCCUCCCCCGCGUCACACGCCUCCCCUGCGCCCGACGAGAGAGAUGACAUCGAGCACAGCAUCCCAGCGACCCUGAUACAGGACCCUAAUGCUGAAAGGGAGAGCCCGAGAUGUCUAUCGCGGGAGUCAUCGGGUGCGCCGCGAUGUCCCUCCAACGACUCCGUGUACUCCGGAAGGAGUGCGCCAGGGCUGCCCCUUCCCGCGGCCCUGACAGCGGCCCUCCCGGCUGCCCUCCCGGCCGCGCUGCUGCCGCCACACUCGGCCGCAGUGGCGGCGUACCUGGGCGCGGCAGCCGCGGCCGCGCAACAGCGACUCCUCAUGUCCUGUCAAGAAGACCUCAUCGACUCAGAGCGCUCUGACGCUGUCCUCGACUUCAGCACAAAACGCAGUGAGUCCCCGCAGGACGAUGACGACGAUGACGACGCCGUUAACCUCAGCAAAACGCUCGAGAACGGUCCUCUCGAUCUCUCCGUUGGGACCAGGAAACGUGGGCCCGAGGACUCGCCGUCCCCAGUUCCCACGAGAAAAAGUUCCCGACCGGCUGAGUUUAAGCCCACACCGUCACCCUGGUCGACGCCGGUAGCGCCGCACUUGCCGUACUUCGCUGCAGCGGUCGCUGCAGCUAGCUUAUCUCCGAAAGGCGGCGUACCUGCUGAGUGGAACGGGAAGUUAAAACAUGGUGCGCCCACGCCAAGCGAUGCGACAAAAGCGUUAGAAAAGAUGAGCGAAUUGAGUAGGUUAGGCGGCGAAGAACUGUUCAGGUCUGUCCAAAACGCAGCUUUGGGCGCUGGACUGACGCCGAACGCAGCUGCUCGUCACUCCGCCUGGCAGUCACACUGGCUCAACAAAGGAGCCGAUCAGACUAAGGACGUGCUCAAAUGCGUUUGGUGUAAGAAGAGCUUCAAUUCCCUCGCGGACCUUACUGUACACAUGAAGGAGGCGAAACACUGCGGUGUAAAUGUGCCAGUCCCGCCAUCGACGGGAGCACCUUUACCUCCUUCGCUGCAGCCGCCUUCGAGCUCACCGUCUACACCAUCUCACAAUUCGACAUCUUCCAGUGGCUCUUCGAAGCCGAAUCAUAGCGAUCUUAAUAUGCUCAUUAAAGAAAAUAUGCCAAUACCUAGAAAGUUAGUUCGCGGGCAGGACGUAUGGCUCGGUAAGGGAGCUGAACAAACCAGGCAAAUUUUAAAAUGUAUGUGGUGCGCAGAAAGUUUUCGAUCUCUAGCCGAAAUGACAAGUCACAUGCAGCGUACGCAGCAUUAUACAAAUAUCAUAUCUCAGGAGCAGAUUAUCUCAUGGAAGUCAUCCGACGACGGUAAAGGCUCCAACUCGAACGCCCCGGGUUCUAAUAACGCUGUUCCGCCGACCACAGGCACUAGUAGUCACGUUAGCGCCGUAUUAACUUGUAAGGUUUGCGAUCAAGCGUUCAGUUCCUUGAAGGAACUAAGUAAUCAUAUGGUAAAGAAUUCGCAUUAUAAAGAACAUAUUAUGAGGUCUAUUACUGAAAGCGGUGGUAGGAGACGACAAACGCGUGAAAAGAGGAAGAAGUCAUUACCGGUUAGAAAACUGUUGGAGCUCGAACGAGCUCAACAUGAGUUUAAGAAUGGGGAAGGCAAUGGAGUUCCGAUGGGCAAACCUAUCAGGGACUUUAGCGCGGGUAGUAGAAUUACUUGUGAAAAAUGCGGCGAUAAAAUCGAAACAGCUGUAUUCGUCGAGCAUAUUAGGCAGUGUAUCGGUGGCCCUAUGUCGAAUAGCCAAAGGAAUUUCCUUAAAAGCGCGCUUCUCUCCAACAAUAUCAUACCACCUGAUGUUCCCGGUCAUAUCACGCCGACAAGCCGCGAUGGUCGUAAAAGUAUCAACGAGGAACUGCCCUCUCCUGGUUCCGCUCACCAUCGUUCUCCAUCUUCGGUGAACGAUUCAUCCCCAAGUUCCAAAGACGCGAACGCGAGCAAUGACAAAAGCUCGUCACCAUCUGUAUUAAACGCCAUAGAACAAUUGAUCGAAAAGAGUUUCGAUACUCGUUCACGGCAUUCCGUUCCUGGUAUGCCCGGUGCCCCAUCCCACGCUCCUAUCGGUUCUAGUAUCCUUAAAAGAUUAGGCAUAGACGAGAGUGUAGACUAUACCAAACCAUUGGUAGACCCACAGACGAUGAGUAUGUUAAGAAGUUAUCACCAUCAGCAAGGGUACGGGCGUCGCGAGCGCAGUGGCAGUGAGUCAAGCUCGAUGUCGGAAAGGGGCGGUAGUAGGGUUGAAUCUCUCACUCCCGAUAGGAAAUUAGACGCGUAUCACAUGACGCCUCGCACGACACCUGACACGCGAGGCUCACAAACUCCCGCUUCCGAAGAUCGUCCCGCUGAAGUUAGAAUAAAGAAAGAGGUAACGGAUGAGGACGAACGCGAGAGCGGUGUCGAUUUGAGCAAUCAAACGGUUCGCGUUAAAACCGAAGUGGAGGAGGAAGAAGAGCCGGCUAGGCCGAAUAGUGCGACGGAAGAGGAUGUAAAACCGACAAUCCCAAAGCGCGAAAGCGAAGGCCCUAGUCCAGCAGCUAGUCCCCGAAGUCCAUCAAGCGAUCGGUCCGGACCCACUCCGGGUUCAGACAGAAAGCCGGCUUCCAGUUUAGGCGCGCUUUCGUCUAUGUUCGAUAAUUUAGCUGGAGGUGGGUCCAAUGAGCCCAGCUCUUCUCGCCGGGGUGGGAGUCAUCCUCUCGCGGCUUUGCAGAAGUUGUGUGAUAAAACGGAGAGCAAUCCUUCACGAGCCCCGCCCCCGGCGCCACCGCCCGCUGGUCCUCCAAGCAUCUUGACAUUUAGUUGGGCGUGUAACGAUGCCGUCGUCACAGAUUCAAUAAUGAAGUGUGCUCUCUGCGACACUCCAUUCAUCUCAAAGGGCGCUUACCGGCACCAUCUUUCUAAAAUGCAUUUCGUAAAAGACGGCGCUUUACCAGAGCCAGUCCCCGUGAAAGCUCCACAAGCAGCUGGUUCGCCUGGUGCCCACAAGGGUGGCGGUUCUAACGCCGCUUCACCCCAAGACCCUCGAAGUCCCUCCCAGUCCUUCGAAGAGAGCCCCCACUCCAAAUUUCUCAAGUAUACGGAACUCGCGAAACAGCUAUCCAGCAAAUACGUGUAG
Molecule: messenger RNA, 3249 nt
Organism: Parnassius apollo (apollo)
Lineage: Eukaryota; Metazoa; Arthropoda; Insecta; Lepidoptera; Papilionidae
Source: the annotation of a GenBank genome assembly